UCCAGCCCUGCAGGCGGGCAGAGCCAGGGGCGAGCUUGGCCGUGCCCUGCAGGCGUGGGGGUAUAGAGGCCUGGCCUGGGCCCGGCUGGCGGCCGAGCAGAUGGCGAAUGGGGAGCUGGACGAGGAGAGCCUGCAGGAGCUCUACAGCUGGGUGGAUGCCAUCCCCCUGUCCCGCCCCAAGAAGAACAUCAGCCGGGACUUCAGCGACGGAGUUCUAGCAGCCGAAGUGGUGAAAUUUUACUUUCCCAAAAUGGUGGAAAUGCACAGUUAUGUCCCAGCUAAUUCAACGCAACAGAAACUCUCCAACUGGGGCCAUCUCAACAGGAAGGUGCUGAACAAGCUGAAUUUCUCCAUCCCGGAAGAGAUGAUCCGGAAGAUCGUACAGUGUACGCCCGGCGUGGUGGAGCUGAUGCUGCUCCCGCUGCGGCAGAAAAUCGCGGAGAAGCAGAAGCAGAACAAGGUGGCAUCUGGCACAUAUCAGGAGCUGGGCACACACUAUGCACUCCAUGAGAACGGCCAUAUGGAAACAGGCUAUUCGUCGAAGCCAAAGACCAGUGCCGCAGGGGUCUACGUGCAGCAGUCCCCACGAGCGGAAAGGAUGAACAAGGGCCAGCAAGGCUAUGCCCAGGAACCGCCGGGAGACGCCAGCUUUCGCAUUCAGUUAGCGGAGAGGGAGCAGGCUCUGCUGGCUUGUCAAGAGACGGUCCAGAUCCUGCAGAUGAAGGUGCGGCGGCUGGAACACCUGCUCCACCUGAAGAACGUUCGGAUUGAUGACCUCACAAGGCGCCUACAGCAAGUGGAGCAGAAUGAGAAAUAAGGCGGGGCUCGGUUUGCCUCCGCACCCUUCCCUGUGACUCUCACACCCUCAGAACCUCUCCCAGGCACAUCUGUAAGAGCCGCUGUUCCUGUGCCUCUCCCACUGCUAGUGACUCCUCCUGGGCUUGGAGAGACUGAGCCAUCCCAAGCAGGACUGGUAGAGUCUGGAUUUGAAUAAUGACCGAUGGCUCCCUGUUACCUACAAUCCAAGGGCAAAACUGAGGAAAAAAUAAGGCCUAGAGUUGAAGAGUGAAAAAUGCACAUGCACAAGCACAGGUGCCAAAUGCACAUCUAGAAGUUCACCUGCAAUUGUGCAUGAGGGUGCUGUAAUUGUGUAAGUGCACUGGUGAUUGUGCAUGCAUUUGUUAGUCACGUUUAUGCAUCUGCAGUCAAUCGGCUUUGCAUUCAUUGCAAUUGUGGACCUGGACCUGCAGUUGUGCAUGCACUUAUACAUUUGCAAGAAAUGCUAGUGCAAAUGUGCACUCACAAAUGUGCCUGAAGGUGAUCAGGCUGAGGCAGUAUUUUGAGUGCCAGGUUUUCUAUCUAUAACCAAAUCCAGCGACUUUCAUUCAGAAUAUUGAUGACUCUGCUUUCCACGCUUUAUACCAGGCCACCCCUUUGCUUGUUAAUUGUUUUAAAGAGCCCCAACCCCCCCCUUUUGUUCCAGCUGGUGGCUCUUGGGUGACAGCUGAUUGGAGAUGCCUGGGGGAGGAAUGGAUCAUUCCCAAGGAUGCUUUUCUAUAGGUGCAAUCCUGGAGCCCUCACUCAGGGACAACUCCCACUGCAGGCUGAGGAUCUGUCUACGCAGCAAAAGCUGGGCACAGGGCAGCCUACCUGAGCCAGGGUGAAUCCAGCUAGCGCAGGUAACGUAGCCAUGAAGCCAACGCAGCACAGGCUACUGAGCAGAAUGCAUGGCCAGGCUCCAGGCCAGGCGCACUAUCCAUGCUGACGCCCCGCCCCCUGUUCUGUCUUCACUGUUUACCCACGUUAGCCAGCUCGGGUAAGCUAGCCCAUUCCAGCUGGUGCUGUGUAGACACACCCUGAGUAAGGCCCUCUGGGAUCAGGCCUUGUGGAGAUCAGUCACCUCCACCCAUUGAUCAGUUUACUCUUGGCUCCAUUUGGAUACAAGCAUGAAAAGACCCUCAACUCCUGGCUCUCUGCUCCUAACAGUUUGGGGUUCUGCAGCCGGGGGUGGGGUUCAAAGGCUGGCUGACUAGAAAGGAGCCAUCUCUGCCAUGGUCCAAGGGCUGAUAAUAGCAACUCUGACCCACAGCAGGGCUGACCCGUCACAGUCGCAGCCCCAGAGAAGCCCCCUGCUAGGGAGAUGCUGGCGGCUGCUCUCAGACCCGAAAGCUACAAACUCAGGGCCAGCCCCUCACCUGCUGUAAACGGGAGUAGCUGUACUGAGGUCCCGGCUGGUGUAAACGGGAGUAGCUGUACUGAGGUCAAUGGGCCAGGUCCUGCCUGGUGUAAACGGGAGUAGCUGUACUGAGGUCAAUGGGCCAGGUCCUGCUUGGUGUAAACGGGAGUAGCUGUACUGAGGUCAAUGGGCCAGGCCCCGGCUGGUGUAAACGGGAGUAGCUGUACUGAGGUCAAUGGGCCAGGUCCUGCUUGGUGUAAACGGGAGUAGCUGUACUGAGGUCAAUGGGCCAGGUCCUGCUUGGUGUAAACGGGAGUAGCUGUACUGAGGUCAAUGGGCCAGGCCCCCGCUGGUGUAAACGGGAGUAGCUGUACUGAGGUCAAUGGGCCAGGCCCUGCCUGGUGUAAACGGGAGUAGCUGUACUGAGGUCAAUGGGCCAGGCCCCUGGAUGGUGUAAACGGGAGUAGCUGUACUGAGGUCAAUGGGCCAGGUCCUGCCUGGUGUAAACGGGAGUAGCUGUACUGAGGUCAAUGGGCCAGGCCCUGCCUGGUGUAAACGGGAGUAGCUGUACUGAGGUCAAUGGGCCAGGUCCUGCUUGGUGUAAACGGGAGUAGCUGUACUGAGGUCAAUGGGCCAGGUCCUGCCUGGUGUAAACGGGAGUAGCUGUACUGAGGUCAAUGGGCCAGGUCCUGCUUCGUGUAAACGGGAGUAGCUGUACUGAGGUCAAUGGGCCAGGCCCCCGCUGGUGUAGACGGGAGUAGCUGUACUGAGGUCAAUGGGCCAGGUCCUGCCUGGUGUAAACGGGAGUAGCUGUACUGAGGUCAAUGGGCCAGGCCCCGGCUGGUGUAAACGGGAGUAGCUGUACUGAGGUCAAUGGGCCAGGUCCUGCUUCGUGUAAACGGGAGUAGCUGUACUGAGGUCAAUGGGCCAGGUCCUGCCUGGUGUAAACGGGAGUAGCUGUACUGAGGUCAAUGGGCCAGGUCCUGCUUCGUGUAAAUGGGAGUAGCUGUACUGAGGUCAAUGGGCCAGGUCCUGCCUGGUGUAAACGGGAGUAGCUGUACUGAGGUCAAUGGGCCAGGCCCCUGGAUGGUGUAAACGGGAGUAGCUGUACUGAGGUCAAUGGGCCAGGUCCUGCCUGGUGUAAACGGGAGUAGCUGUACUGAGGUCAAUGGGCCAGGCCCUGCCUGGUGUAAACGGGAGUAGCUGUACUGAGGUCAAUGGGCCAGGUCCUGCUUGGUGUAAACGGGAGUAGCUGUACUGAGGUCAAUGGGCCAGGUCCUGCCUGGUGUAAACGGGAGUAGCUGUACUGAGGUCAAUGGGCCAGGUCCUGCUUCGUGUAAAUGGGAGUAGCUGUACUGAGGUCAAUGGGCCAGGUCCUGCCUGGUGUAAACGGGAGUAGCUGUACUGAGGUCAAUGGGCCAGGCCCCGGCUGGUGUAAACGGGAGUAGCUGUACUGAGGUCAAUGGGCCAGGCCCCGGCUGGUGUAAACGGGAGUAGCUGUACUGAGGUCAAUGGGCCAGGUCCUGCUUGGUGUAAACGGGAGUAGUUGUACUGAGGUCAAUGGGCCAGGUCCCAGCUGAUGUAAAUGGGAGUAGCUGUACUGAGGUCAAUGGGCCAGGUCCCAGCUGAUGUAAAUGGGAGUAGGUGUCCUGAGGUCAAUGGGCCAGGUCCCAGCUGGUGUAAAUGGGAGUAGGUGUACUGAGGUCAAUGGGCCAGGUCCCAGCUGGUGUAAAUGGGAGUGGGUGUACUGAGGUCAAUGGGCCAGGUCCCAGCUGAUGUAAAUGGGAGUAGGUGUUCUGAGGUCAAUGGGCCAGGUCCCAGCUGGUGUAAAUGGGAGUAGGUGUACUGAGGUCAAUGGGCCAGGUCCCAGCUGAUGUAAAUGGGAGUAGGUGUUCUGAGGUCAAUGGGCCAGGUCCCAGCUGGUGUAAAUGGGAGUAGCUGUACUGAGGUCAAUGGGCCAGGUCCUGCUUCGUGUAAACGGGAGUAGCUGUACUGAGGUCAAUGGGCCAGGCCCUGCCUGGUGUAAACGGGAGUAGCUGUACUGAGGUCAAUGGGCCAGGUCCUGCUUCGUGUAAACGGGAGUAGCUGUACUGAGGUCAGUGGGCCAGGCCCCGGCUGGUGUAAACGGGAGUAGUUGUACUGAGGUCAGUGGGCCAGGUCCUGCCUGGUGUAAACGGGAGUAGCUGUACUGAGGUCAAUGGGCCAGGCCCCGGCUGGUGUAAACAGGAGUAGUUGUACUGAGGUCAGUGGGCCAGGUCCUGCCUGGUGUAAACGGGAGUAGCUGUACUGAGGUCAAUGGGCCAGGUCCCAGCGGAUGUAAAUGGGAGUAGGUGUUCUGAGGUCAAUGGGCCAGGUCCCGACUGGGGUAAACGGGAGUAGCUGUACCGAGGUCAAUGGGCCAGGUCCUGGUUGGUGUAAACAGGAGUAGCUGUACUGAAGUCAGUGAAGCGAUGCUGACUUGCAUCAGUGGGGAAUCUGGCCCAUAAACGCUUUUCUAGCCAGGGAUGGGACUGAGCUGCUGAAGCUGGCCCUGCAUUCUGAACACGUCAGAGCUGGAGGGUGUUUGGCUAAAGAGCUGCACUUUGGCCCAAAGGGAGCCUGCAUGUGGGUUCAGACUGACGCCUCCUGAAAUUCUGAGGUGUGUGGAUCAGAGGCUGGGUUCAGGCCUUGCUCUGCUAUCUUCUCUACAGUCAGUGACCUAGCUGCACUAUCGCUUGGCACAACACACUUGCCUUCAGCUUCCUUCGGUCCCGGAGACUUGCCAAAUUCCCACACAUGCCCCAGUGGUCUCUGGGCAGUUAGUCCUGGUUUGCAGCAGGGUCAGGGAGAGCAGAGUCUGGCCCCAUGUUUCUCCGAGGCGGCUUGGGGCCGAUGCAGCAGGAGCAGCGUAAGGAUGCCAUUAAGCAGCAGCUGAUGGGAACGCUCAGGUUAGGAACUAUUGUGCUCACUGGUAGGGCCUGAAAGUGGCUCCCAUCUGAUGAGCGCCCAGUGCCAGCAGGCCCUGAUCUGGCACCCACUGGUGUCAUUGGGACUCUUCCCACUGACAUCAAUGGACCUUCAGGAUCCCACUCCAGUUCUGAAUGGAGGGGGUCCAUCAGGGCCAGGGCAACCAGCAUUAACUGGGCUCCUCGUUGGCAGCCUCAGAGAGACCACGGACUGAUUGAGCCAAGAAGACUGACUUCCCCAGACAUCCGUUCUGGCUUGGAUAGUGCAGGGAAGUUUGCCCUGCCGUACCCUGAAGACCUGCUAGGGUCUUCAGCCCCCAGGGCUGUCAAGCUGACACUAAACUGAGCAAGGGAAGUAACUUUGCUGCUUUCCCGUAUAUUCCUGUGUGGCGAGGGGUGCAGGUCCCUUUGCCUUUGUAACUAGGAAUUCUUGAUCAGGAUCUUUGCCUCUCCGGAGUCCAUCUGCUCCUCCUGCACCCUCUCCUUGCAUCACUGUUCCUGACAGCACUGCAAGCCCAGGAGCGUGGAUGGCAACAGGAGCUGGAGUAAAAUCUCCUCUGAUCUUUAAUCUCUGCUCCAUCUUGUGCACCCUGCCAUAGCAGUCGAUACCUCUGCAUCAUGCAGGCUGAAAGAGCAGAAUGCCAAGCAAAGCAUGGGAGAGAAAAUAUAGGCCACAAAUUAUCCACUUUGCUGCUAGGCCUGCUGGUCACCUCCACCAAUAUCCAGGUAUCAGGUGCUUGGGUGCAAAACCCAUCUGGGUAUGUACUUCAUCAUCUGCCAAGGGAACCCACCCACUUAUCUAUCAUAUGGACCUCAUUAUGUACAAUAUGGACCUCAGUAGCAACCAUAUACAUACUGUAUCAUCUCAUGAUGUUCCAUUGCUAUUUCAAUGGAGCGUAGCAGACCAGAUGCUGGAGCCGAGGGGUUAGGUUGCCCUGGCUUGUAAAACAUGGCGCUCUAUGGUGGCUACACCUUCUUAGCUGAUCAGCACCCUUGUGCUAAUUUUCCAGACGGGGGCUGGCACUUUCUCAAUUGUUGAUGAUUUUUUAAUUGUUUUAUUUACCAAUCUCUGUUUAGAUGAUUGUGUUGCUGUUUGGUGUGGACUCUGCUGUCAGCAUAACCCAUGGGGUUAAUUGUAUAAGGGUUUCCUGUA
This is a messenger RNA of Gopherus evgoodei (Goodes thornscrub tortoise), 6274 nucleotides long. RefSeq names its product sperm flagellar 1 (gene SPEF1). The coding region runs from base 101 to 817 and encodes 238 amino acids. NCBI's taxonomy places the organism in Eukaryota, Metazoa, Chordata, Testudines, Testudinidae. The record is from RefSeq and is a predicted model, not a curated record. Gene Ontology annotation, biological process: regulation of cytoskeleton organization. Gene Ontology annotation, molecular function: microtubule binding. The transcript has 14 exons. Gene Ontology annotation, cellular component: axoneme.